Messenger RNA from Solanum verrucosum, 1784 nucleotides. RefSeq lists its product as uncharacterized. Lineage: Eukaryota; Viridiplantae; Streptophyta; Magnoliopsida; Solanales; Solanaceae. Gene Ontology annotation, molecular function: structural constituent of ribosome. The record is from RefSeq and is a predicted model, not a curated record. The coding region runs from base 21 to 1316 and encodes 431 amino acids. Gene Ontology annotation, cellular component: mitochondrial small ribosomal subunit. Gene Ontology annotation, biological process: mitochondrial translation. The transcript has 4 exons.
AGACGCUAAAACCCUAAACCAUGAGACGAGCUCUUUCUCUGUGCUCCCGCAAUUUCCAUCUCUCUCAAAACUUCAAAUCAAAUCCGAAUUAUUUCAACAAUAGCAGCAGUAAAAUCAUUCAUCGCCCAGUUGUUCCGUCAAAGAUUAGAUUCUUCUCUUCAUCAGAAAAUGAUUCUUCAUCGAAUCAGAACACCCCUGAACCAAGCCCUCAGCUGGAGACUAGCUUGAAUGAAUCCACCGAAAAAGAGGUCUCCCUCAAUGUUGAAGAGGUCUCCCUCAAUGUUGAAGAUGUCAACAAUAAAGAGUUGAAGCUGCGGAUUGAGGAGUAUUUCAACAAAGGCAACGAGGAGGCGCUUCCGUCAAUUCUUGAAGCAAUUUUAAAGAGGAAAUUGACGGGAAAGCAUGAACAUACAGAUGAUGAGUUGUUGGAGGAGAUGCAGAUGAAACCCCUGGAUGGUGUAAAUGAUGAAGAGUUUGAAUCAGAUUUCGAGGAAGGUCACAGCACUGAUGAAGAUAUUGAGGAUUUGUAUGACGCAACAGAUAUUGUGAAAAGGAAAAUGGUGACUGAUAAGUUCUUCAACAUGGAUGACAGGAAGUGGGAUGAUAUGAUAAAAGAGGCUACUGAGCAUGGGCAUCUUAAGGAUACAAGAGAGUGUGAGGAAAUUUUACAGGAGAUGCUUAGCUGGGAUAAAAUUUUACCUGAUGAAAUUAAGAAGAAGGUGGAAGUCAAGUUUGAUGAGAUAGGUGAAAGGGUUGAAAAAGGUGAGAUUACCCCUGAAGAAGGCUAUGCAUUGUUCAAGGAGUUUGAAGAUGGGGUGGUCGUGGAGUGCGCAAAACUGAUGGAGAAGGAUGCUCCACAGUUUGAUGGGACUACUUUGCCAGAUGACAAAAAGGAUUUGGAUGAUCCACCAGGUGAAGGUCCAGUUCUCAGAUGGCUAACAAGAGUGGUCUUUGCUCCUGGGGGUGAUGCAUGGCAUCCAAAAAACAGGAAAGUCAAAUUGGCUGUUACAGUGAAAGAGUUGGGUCUGUCGAAGCAUCAAUUUCGUCGCUUAAGAGAAUUGGUCGGAAAACGCUACCAUCCUGGGAGAGAUGAGCUUACUAUAACUAGUGAAAGAUUUGAACACCGCGAGGAGAAUAGGAAGGACUGCCUGAGGACUCUAUUUGCUCUUAUUGAAGAGGCUGGAAAAGCUAACAAAAUUGUAGAGGAUGUUCGAACCUCGUAUGUGAAGCAGAGACUCAAAGCAAAUCCUGCAUUCAUGGAAAGGCUGCAUGCAAAAACCAUGAAAUUGAAAGAAUCUAGCUUGCUGCAUGCAUGACAAUAAGCUGUUUGCAGCUGGCAUUUUCUUGUAGAAGAUAAACACAAGGUUAUUGAUGUGCCUUCUCAUUGACAUUUCAAAACAUUUUUCAACAUUCACAAUUAGUACAGGUUUGCAAGGGGGCAUUCUUACAUGGUCUGGUGCAAAAGAGUUACCACUUACUUUUGGUGGCACUGCUAUGUAUUAGCUACCCUUGUUCUCAAAGCAUAUGAAGAAGAUUAGGAUGACAAGGGUCAAAGACGACAGGAAACCAUGUCAAGAGAUGACCGUUUUUACUUUAACUGCUGCUUCUCAUCCAUCCCCUGCUGAAAGAGGAUGAAAAUAACUGCUGUCUCUUCUUUGAGAGUAGUCAAAUUACAAACUUUACCCUUUCAAGCUGCUUUUGCUAUCUUAGUUCUAGUCCAUUGUCUUAAAAGUCCUAUAAGUUGUCUGCUAAGCAAGGUUGGUAGUGUGUGAACCGUGACACUU